GGUGGUGGUAAAUUCAAGUCUUGUUCAGAUGUGAGAAGGACAAAGGGUUUGGUCGGGAAGCUGGAAACAGUGCUGUCAAAGGGUUCCUGUUAGACCCACGGAAAGUCACCGCUCUGGGAGUCUGAGUGAUGAGUAGUGGCUGCAGCUCAGGGCCAGAGGCAUGGACCAGCCGGAAGGAAUGAUGUAGAAGAAUCUCCCUCCCUACCUUCUCCAGCCUGACCAUGUGGACGGAACCAGGCAUGGUUGAGACCCUACGUGACUCAGCCCCUCUUAAUUUCUCAGAGAGGAGGAGGAGAAGAGCGAGGAAGAGGGAGAGAUUGAGACUCAAAGGCAGCUGCCAGAGAGGCGCCUGGCAGCUGAUGUACUGAUCCCCAGCUGGUGCCGAUACAUGGGCAUGAUCUAUGGGCAUUAUUUCUGCAUAGAGCCCACAUCCUCGCCUAGCUCUGGGUGCAGAGUCCCUGACUGGUUCCUGGCACCUUUACGGAUACAAAGAGCAAACAAGUGAACACAAAUCUCUAUGCCCAAAGCGUGGGUGCCCGAGUGCGAGGCUGGUUUGAGAAGGGCUCUGGGGACAUUCAUUGUGGGCUCCAGUAGGACCCUUUAUCCAAACAGCUGCAGAGCGCAGACAGAACUGGGACAUCAUGGUAGCCCAGAUGGGAGAGGACUGAUUGCCCACGCCUCCUUGCCAUGGAUCCAUGUCAGAAUGGCACAGCUGCUCUGAAAGGCUUGGGCUGCAAACCACAGACAGUGCUAAUUGGGAUCGUGCUCACUGUACUCAUUGUGGUCAUCGUCUGCGGCAAUGUGGUCGUCUGCCUGGCUGUCUCCUUCAACCGCAAGCUCCGCAGCCUGACAAACUGCUUCAUUGUCUCCUUGGCUGUUACCGACCUGCUGCUGGGCCUCCUGGUGCUCCCCUUCUCCGCCAUCUACGAGCUCACGUGCGAGUGGCACUUCGGCCCCACCUUGUGCAACAUCUACAUCAGCCUGGACGUCAUGCUGUGCACGGCCUCCAUCCUCAACCUCUUCAUGAUCAGCAUAGACCGCUACUACGCCAUCACAGCCCCGCUCCGCUACACCCAGCUGGUCACCCCUCUGCGGGUGGCCGUGGCCAUGUUCGUCACGUGGGUGGUCUCACUGAUGGUCUCCUUCCUGCCCAUCCACCUGGGCUGGAACACCAAUGGCACUGGUGUGCAGAACACAGGCUUGAACAACAGCACGGAGUGCAAGCUGGCGGUCAACGCCGUGUACGGGCUGGUGGACGCCUUGCUCACCUUCUACCUUCCCUUGGUCAUUAUGUGCAUCAUGUACUACCGGAUAUUCCGAAUCGCCAGGGAGCAAGCCAAGAGGAUCAACCACGCCACCUGCUGCAAGGCCGUCAGCCCUGCGCUGCUCACUGUGAAAGAGCACAAGGCCACCGUGACGCUAGCAGCCGUGCUGGGGGCAUUCAUCAUCUCCUGGUUCCCUUAUUUCACAGUGUUCACUUACCGAGGGAUGGAGGGGGACAAGGUGGAUGAGACGUCCCAGUCCAUAGUUUUAUGGCUGGGCUAUGCCAACUCAGCCCUGAACCCCAUCUUGUACGCUGCUCUGAACAGGGACUUCCGGACAGCCUACCAGCGCCUGUUCCACUGUCGAAGGGUGGGGCCCCUCUCCAGGAGCACUCCCCUCACCCCCACACAUCUGCCCCACUCCAGGGGGAGAGCCCGCAAGCAAGCACUGAGCGUGCAGGAAGAUAAGCCUCUGAGGAUGCUGGUGAGGAACGGGAAGGAGAACUCACUCGCUCAAGAAGCCAUGGAAAGGAGUCCCACCCCAUCCUGUGGCUCGACCUCCUCCACCAUCCUGUCCUGCUGGAGAGGCCUCUGGCUGGCCAAGUUCCUUCCCAAGAGGGACAUGUGGAUCCCGGGGUGUGAGGAGCCGGCGACAGAGCUGCAGAAGAGGGUGAAGCCCCCAACGUCCCCGAGGGUCAUUUACUGUCUUUUCUCCUGAGCCAGGAUGGAUGGACCAGCGGAGUGCUGAAUGCCAUCAAUACCGGACAAGCCCUGCUCAGGACCCAGAGACGCAGCCGAGCACCACGUCCAGCAUCUCGCUCUCCACAGGCGGAUCACUGGGGGCUGUUUGCAAACCCAGCGACAUGGAUCUGUAACACAAUCCACCAUUCUGUGUGGGUGUGCUCCUGUGUGGGCAUGGCUGUGUGUGUGCACAGGGGUAUGUCUGUACGCACCCCAUGUGGGCACAGCUGUGUGUGUGUAUGCACACGUGCACGGCUCUGUGCUCACGCACAAACCCGCCUGUGCACUAGGGUGCAGGCAGAAGGAAGGGCUCAUGCCUGCCUCCUCCCCAUGCAGGCUGGAUCCAUCUGAUCCCUGGUUCUUGUUCCCACCCCAAAUGUGGGGCAGAGUGGCAGGAGAGGAGGGGAAGAGAGACCCUACCCCCGUUGCAUGUGCCCCAGCAAAGCGGGCUCUGGGGGCCAGCACGGGCUCUCCCUGCCCGCAUCAGCGCAUUGUCCUUGUCUCCUGAUGUCUGCGUUAAUUCCCCUUGUCUAAUUCGAAUGUCCCUUUCUCCCAAGCACCCUGAACAGCUGCACGUGUCCCAGGUCUCCCCACGGCCUAACCCCCUGGUGUCCUGGCUUCACACACCCAGCCAAGCGAGGAGUGUGGGUCGGAGGAGAACACAGAGGCAGGACGAGAGCCCCAGGAAGUGGAUCCCAGAGCAGAAGGCCUGGAGCUGGGGGGCAGAGAGAUGAAAGGGUCAGCGGGGGCGAGGGGCGUGACUCCAUUGCAUGGUACUGGGACAUCAGCUCUGCUCGUGGGUUUUGCUGUGUCCACAGCAGCCCAGCCGGGUAUCUCUGAAGUACAGGCCCAGACGGGGCUGAGUCCCGGGGGGAUUGGGGUGGGGGGGUUUCAAGAGGCAACCGGCAAAGGGCCAAUCUGGACAGUGCCUGAGAUGACAGAUCUGAGGCAGGGAGCUCGUGGUGGCAACACGUGAUUGUGUCUUUGCCUCUGGGUGUCGUUUAUCAGCUCUGUCCUCGCCCGGCCUGCCCAGCGCUCAGGUCCUCCCAGGGCCCUUCCCGGGGGACUGAGAACUGGGCCUCCCACUCCAAGGCCUUCUGCUCAGUCCUCGCUCCGGCAAGGGCCCCAGCGCGAUGAAGGGGACAUACAUGCUGCUGCAUGCCCAGCUCCCUGCGUCUGCUUUUGGACGGAGUAUGCAGGGCUGGUGGUAACUGUGACCUGGGGAGACCCGGCUUCUCCCCCUCCCCUUCUGCACCCUGGCCUGAGUCUAGAACUUGUAGGGGCCUCUUGUCUCCUGGGCUGCGUGAGCCGGGAGGGGUCAGUGCCCCACGCCGGGGGGCAGUGGUGGGAUGUUACACCUGACAGUUCACCACACCAGGGCCGCACUAACAAAUGCAGCCAGAGGCCCCAGGCGAGGUGUCGGCUCGUGCCCUCCUUGGCUUUGUUCACUCGGCCAGGUCCAUCCAGUGUUUAGACCCUGGGCUGUCCGUGGGUACAUGCUGUGCUGGAGAAGGCUGCUGUUUGUUGUUUAUGGCUCUAAUCCCCCCAGGUGCCCAGUGCACAGGGAGACGCUUCCACUGCCAGCCGACCUGGAUUGCAAAACCAGGGCAGCUGUGCGGUAAUCGAGCUUCCCAGGCCAGGCGUCUGCGGAGCUGCCCUGGCUGUCAGCAGGAUACUGUUAAAGGGUAUUCCUCCCCCGGCUCCCACUGCCCCGAAAAACCAAACCCAUCUCAUGCUGGGCCAGGCACCCGAUCUCCCAGCCAGGCCCGGCAACGACAACCUUGCAUUUGACUCCCAGACAAGCCACUCUGUGGGGCUGGACGAGCGAAGGCCUGGGGCAGGGCACUGCUGGCCAUGCUGGGCAUGGAGGGGAAGGGGAACGUCUACACCUGCUUAGAAAGAGGGGAAGGCUUGGGAUCAGGGGGCUGGGGGAGUGAUUGACAGCUGUCACUCUGAUGUGCUUGAUCAGGAAAGGUCAAUAUAUAUUUUUUUAUUAAAUUAAAAAAUUGGGGGGGGGCAUUAAAUUAUUUACAUCUGGGGAAACGACCCUCUCCCCAGAACGGCACCCCCUGCCCCUUGCUCUCUGCCUCUCCUUCUCCCCACCCGACCCCCCUCACCCAGCUAGCCGCAGCUAGGUCAGCCUGGGAGCUCGCGGGGGCAGGGACCGUGUUGGAUCAGUUCAAUGAGAUGUUGUGAGCUGGACACACGGUGUAAGGAGGAGCAAGGAGGAGCCAGACACUUGGGGCUGGGCCAGGGCGGGUGCAACCCCCUGGGAUGGGGUGUUUGGGGCUGGACCCCCUGUGUCCCCCCCAUGCAGGCAGUGCUAUAUCACGAUGCCGUCUCUGGUUCCCCGGCUCGGGCACCGUUUCCCCUUGUCUCUGUUUGGUGAGAUGCUGUUCAUCGCUCCUGGUAGCCUGAGGCCUGGUGUCCAGGCAGCACCAUGUGCAACCUCGGCAGCGAGGCCUCUACCUGGCGCCCUAGGGCCGUGCCAACCCUCCUCCCCGGCUGCGGGGAUUUUCCAGCUCAGUCCCAGGGUGAGGUGCAUCCUGAAGGGCUCCUGGCGCAAAACCCGGCCCUGCUAAGCCGAUGGGUGUUGGCUGAGCAGGGCCCGAGCAACGAGCCAGGCCCGCAACGUGGUCUCAAGGGUAGAACGCCUCCCCCUUUGCUCUCUACCUGUGCGAGCCCCAGGGGGCUGAAAACCCUUGCUUCCCCCGUGUGCUCCUGUGUGCUUGUGUGUGUGUGUGGAAGGCACUGUCCUUGGGCCAGCGUUAGUCCCUGCAUCCGUCUCAAGGCCGGGCCUGCAUGGCAACAAGCCACAGGCCGGAGAGCCAGCGUGAGGGGGAACCCCUGGGGACUACCUCUCCGCUCCAUGUUAGGAAGAGAGGCCCCUUUCCAAUGAAUAAAGCUGAUCGCUCCUGUCCUGCAGUGAGUGCUGAUGUCGGAUCCUUCCCCUGCGGGGCUGAGGGGGGCUCCCGGCUCUCAGGUGAGCCUCAGGCGGGU
Molecule: messenger RNA, 5003 nt
Organism: Caretta caretta (loggerhead turtle)
Lineage: Eukaryota; Metazoa; Chordata; Testudines; Cheloniidae
Gene: HRH2
Product: histamine receptor H2
Biological process (GO): chemical synaptic transmission; positive regulation of vasoconstriction; gastric acid secretion
Cellular component (GO): plasma membrane; dendrite
Molecular function (GO): G protein-coupled serotonin receptor activity; histamine receptor activity; neurotransmitter receptor activity
Source: RefSeq, a predicted model, not a curated record